GUUUAUUCGGCCGGCGGCUUGGGCGACCCGGCAGAGAGGUGUCGAGCUGCGGCGAGAUGGACGGCGGCGGCGGGAGGGGCAGGGAGCUGGAGAGGCUGCGGGCGGAGAGGGAGGAGCUAGACGCCCGCAUACGGCUGCUCGAGUCGGAGAUCGAGACCGGCUCUGCCGCUCCGGCGGGAGAGGCCGGAGGGCCGGCGGCGGGGGUGGGAGACGGCGGUGGCGGUGCGUGCCAGGCGUGCCCUGGGCUCGCGCAUGCCGAUUCCCUCCCGGCCGACAUGAUCUACCGCUACAGCCGCCACCUCCUCCUCCCGGACUUCGGGGUCGAAGGCCAGCGGAAGCUCUCCCGGUCAUCGAUUCUGGUGGUCGGCGCCGGAGGGCUGGGCUCGCCCGUGGCGUUGUAUCUAGCAGCUUGCGGCGUUGGGAUCCUGGGCAUUGUCGACGGUGAUGAUGUCGAACUGAACAACCUUCAUCGACAGAUUAUCCACCAAGAAGCAUAUAUUGGAAGAUCGAAAGUGAAGUCAGCAGCUGAUACUUGCCGUGCGAUUAAUUCAUCUAUUAAGGUGGUAGAACAUCAUCAUACAUUGAAACCAAGCAACGCUUUGGAGGUUGUGAGGAAAUAUGACAUAGUUGUUGAUGCAACUGACAAUCUUCCUACGCGGUACAUGAUCAGUGAUUGUUGUGUAUUGCUAAACAAGCCUCUUAUAUCAGGUGCAGCAUUAGGUUUAGAAGGACAGCUGACUGUUUAUCAUCAUAACGGAAGUCCAUGCUACCGGUGUCUUUUCCCAAAUCCACCACCAGUGGCAGCUUGCCAGAGAUGCUCAGACAGUGGUGUUCUUGGGGUUGUUCCGGGAGUGAUUGGCUGCCUUCAAGCCCUAGAGGCUAUAAAGGUUGCAACUGAUAUUGGUGAACCUCUAAGUGGAAGAAUGCUACUCUUUGACGCACUAUCUGCUCGUAUUAGAAUUGUUAAGAUUCGAGGAAGCUCGCCUGUUUGUACUAUUUGUGCAGAAAAUUCAGUUUUCACGCAAGAAGAUUUUCAGAAGUUUGAUUAUGAGGCCUUCACACAAUCCCCAAUGUCUGACAAGUCGACACUGAGCCUGAACCUGUUACCGGAAAGUGCCCGCAUCACGUGUACGGAGUAUAAAAGGCUGAUCGACAAGGGCGAACCUCACGUGCUGCUGGAUGUACGGCCUGCUCAUCAUUUCCAAAUAGUUUCACUUUCCCGGUCUCUGAACAUACCACUCUCCGUUCUGGAGGAGAAGCUGCCUAUGCUCGAGACCUCAAUGAAGGAAACUAUGGAUGCCUCCGCCGCCUCAGAUAAACAGCCUUCCUUGUACGUUGUCUGCAGAAGAGGCAACGACUCACAGAGCGCUGUCCAGCUUCUCCGCGAGAAGGGCUUUCACUCCGCCAAGGACAUAGUCGGUGGCCUGCAGUCUUGGGCACAAGACGUCGAUCCUGAUUUCCCUGCAUACUAGCAAAGUGCAUUUUAUGCUUCUUUCUGGAGUUCCAGCCUUAAUAUUGGACAUGAUUGUUGAGCUUCAGAUCAUUGUUUUGCAUGACGUUGGCUUACUUGAGCUAUCUCCAAAGAUCUUGUGGAGUUGUAGUAAGAUACUGCAGCAGUUUUACAGGCGCGAGGCUUCCUGGUGAAGUUUCCGUGGAAGGUGUUUCAUA
Molecule: messenger RNA, 1668 nt
Organism: Hordeum vulgare subsp. vulgare (domesticated barley)
Lineage: Eukaryota; Viridiplantae; Streptophyta; Magnoliopsida; Poales; Poaceae
Product: adenylyltransferase and sulfurtransferase MOCS3-2
Exons: 11
Coding region: 57-1472 (471 amino acids)
Biological process (GO): tRNA wobble position uridine thiolation
Cellular component (GO): cytosol; cytoplasm
Molecular function (GO): URM1 activating enzyme activity; adenylyltransferase activity; thiosulfate-cyanide sulfurtransferase activity
Source: RefSeq, a predicted model, not a curated record